AGGUCAGCCAAGGCUGGUAUAUAAAGAGUGGCGAAAGCCCCUUGGACACAGUGUGAUUUGAGUGACCACAGAACUGCCAGGAUGAAGCUUCUGAUUGUCUUUGCAGCUUUGCUUUCAAUCUCCCACUGUUUUACCAAGAUGUACCUACAGAAAGGGAAAUCUAUCAGGGAGCGUCUAGAAGAAGAAGGAUUGCUGGAGGAAUUCCUGCAGGAAAACCCCAUCAUUCCCAUCAGUAAAUAUAGCGCCGUUCCCUCUAGCAGCAAUGAGCUGCUCAUCAACCACUUUGACUCAAUGUACUAUGGAAUAAUCACCAUUGGGACUCCACCUCAAAGCUUCAAGGUGCUCUUUGAUACAGGCUCCUCAAACCUCUGGCUCCCAUCCAUAAACUGCCAGAGCCCUGCCUGCACAAACCACGCCACCUUUGCUCCAAAUGCAUCCUCUACCUUCCAAGCAACCAACAGGGUGUUUUACAUUGUGUAUAGUUCAGGCAGCAUGCAUGGCACUCUAGGUUAUGACACUGUAAAGGUGGCUGACAUUGUAGUGCCUAAGCAGGAGUUCGGGCUGAGUGUAUCGGAACCCGGAAAUGCAUUUUAUUACGCCCCCUUCGAUGGGAUCGUUGGGUUGGCUUACCCUUCCAUUGCAUCAGGUAAAGCUACCCCCCUCUUUGACAACAUGAUGAGCCAACACCUGGUGUCCCAGGACCUCUUCUCCUUCUAUCUAAACAGAAUCCCCUCUACCGGCCCCCAGGCUGUACUGACCUUCGGUGGGAUUGACCCUUCCUAUUACACUGGAGCGAUCCAAUGGGUUCCCGUCACCAGCCAAAGCUACUGGCAGGUCAAUGUGGACAGUGUGAAGAUCAAUGGGCAAGUUGUUGCCUGUAGCUCUGUCUGCGAGGCUAUCUUGGAUACUGGAACCUCACUUAUGAUUGGCAGUAGUGAUGCGAUCAGCAGCAUUAUGAAAAUGGUCGGGCUUUCACUGCAAUCCAAUGGAAUGUAUGCUGCCAGCUGCGAUAACCUAGAUAAGAUGCCUGACGUGGUCUUCACAAUCAAUGGAUUGGACUUCCCUAUGCCUUCGUAUGCUUACACAAUGCCGGUCAGUGGUGGGUUAUGCAAAAGUGGCUUCGGUCAUACUGGUGAUUUCUGGAUCCUGGGAGAAGUUUUCAUGAGGGAAUACUAUUCUAUCUUUGAUAGAGGCAACAACCGAGUGGGGCUAGCCAAGGCAGUGGAGUUCGCUUAACCCGUCACCUCCUGGCUUAGGCAUAAGACAGGAUUCGCAAUCGAAAAGGAGACAUAAAUGACAAAUGUUUCAGUGUAGGAACACGCUUUGAAAUACUAACUAGGUGCAUUAAUUACUAUCUCGUUACACUUACCCAUGUCUUACAUUUACUAAAUCUACUUAGCAGGAUGUUCUGCAGUUUGAAGGAUGGUUGUGUUAUUGAAACACACAGAUUAACAUGCAUUAAAGAUGGCUUAUUUUCUGAUUCAUAGUGCUAGAUCUUUAUUGCUACUGCUUUUUUAGG
Acipenser ruthenus (sterlet) is the source of this 1519-nucleotide messenger RNA. Its product is annotated as pepsin A-like. NCBI's taxonomy places the organism in Eukaryota, Metazoa, Chordata, Actinopteri, Acipenseriformes, Acipenseridae. Gene Ontology annotation, biological process: proteolysis. The coding region runs from base 82 to 1236 and encodes 384 amino acids. The record is from RefSeq and is a predicted model, not a curated record. The transcript has 9 exons. Gene Ontology annotation, molecular function: aspartic-type endopeptidase activity.